Messenger RNA from Malurus melanocephalus (red-backed fairy wren), 1325 nucleotides. Its product is annotated as transmembrane protein 68-like. The coding region runs from base 124 to 1116 and encodes 330 amino acids. Gene Ontology annotation, cellular component: membrane. Lineage: Eukaryota; Metazoa; Chordata; Aves; Passeriformes; Maluridae. The transcript has 7 exons. Gene Ontology annotation, molecular function: acyltransferase activity. The record is from RefSeq and is a predicted model, not a curated record.
CCGGCCCGGCCGCCCCGCGGGCACCCGGCCUCCGCGGGGGCGGCGGGCGGAGAGUAAAACCGGGCCCCGGCAGGUACGCGGGGCUGGAGCCGGAGCGGGAGCCGCCGCCGCCAGGGGAAGGAGAUGACAGGUGGAAAUGAAUCCUGUACUGCAGGACCGGUAUCUAUGUCCUACUUAACUUGCCUGACUUACAUUCUGGAAGAAUGGACUGGUGUGGAGCAUAUUGGAGAUUAUCUGAGUUAUGCAUUCUACAUUGUAUGGGURCUUUUUCCACUUGUAUUAGUUUUUGUACUUCCGGGAGUUAUCGUCGUUCUCUUCUACAUUUCCAUUCUCGUACUUCUUAUUUAUAAAAGGAAGAAUGAACUAAAGGAAGCUUAUUCCCAGGAUUUUUGGGCGGGUGCKGGAGAAACGUUGGCUACGCUAUGGGAUGGACAUGGAAGAAUAUGGCAUGGUUAUGAGCUUCAUGGUGUCAAAAAUCUUCCUAAAGGACCAGGACUUGUUGUGUUUUAUCAUGGAGCUACUCCUGUUGACUAUAUCUAYUUUGUGGCUAGACUUCAUGUGACGCAGAGGAGGCACUGCAGCGUAGUAGCCGAUCAUUUUGUCUCUAGAUUACCAGGUUUUAAAAUAUUACUUGAUGUGUUUGGAGUUAUACAUGGACCAAAAGAAGCUUGUGUCAGUACUCUGAAGAAGGGCCGUCUGUUAGCCAUUGCCCCRGGUGGAGUUCGGGAGGCACUCUUUAGUGAUGAAAUGUACACUAUUCUGUGGAGUAAUCGGAAGGGCUUUGCUCAGGUGGCCAUUGAUGCAAAAGUGCCCAUCAUUCCUAUGUUUACACAAAAUGUUCGAGAAGGCUUUAGGACAUUAGGAGGAAUAAAAAUAUUUAGGAUACUAUAUGAACGUAUAAGAUUGCCAGUAGUYCCUCUGUACGGGGGAUUUCCUGUCAAGCUACGUACAUUUAUUGGAGAACCCAUUCCAUAUGAACCAAAUAUGACUGCUGAGGAGCUAGCUGCAAAGACACAAGCAGCAGUCCAAGCUCUCAUAGACAAACAUCAGAAAAUACCAGGAAAUAUAUUUAGGGCUUUAAUGGAACGAUUUCAAACACAAAAGAAAGAAGAUUAAGGUUUUCUGAACUUAAACUUCUGUAAACUACUAUUUAGUUAUAAAAUUCUUAAAGUCACAUUUUUAAAUUAUUCAUUCUUCUAAUAAUAGGUUUUAAAUACUGUCCUAAUUAUACUGUUGUCUAAUUUAAGAUAGAAGUCAUUGUGCCCUUGCUCUUUCCCCUGUUGAGUAUCAAGCUCAGGAGCCCAAACUUCAAAUCAUUCAUAAUG